AUGUUUCAUCAAGCUCUGUUUUUGAUAAAAUGGUAUCAAGUGGUAUAUAUUCCGAACUCAUCAAAUAAUUUGGGACCUACUGUGUCAAGUUGUGCAAUAUCUGUUGUAUUUUUAGUAUAUGUGGUCGCAAUUCAAAGCCUGUCAUCAAAUAUUUAUAUCAAGUCAACACUAAUGACGCCAAUCAACCUAAUCAACUAUUUUAUGAAUAUCAUUAAUUCGCUCUGGCCAAGCAAUUAUGAUAGAAAUAAAAUAAUUUUAGGAAGAGAAGGUAAAAACACUGAAGCUUUCGUAAUUAUUGACCAAAUUAGGGAAUAUCAAAAAUCACCACUUCUGGAAGUCCACUAA
This is a messenger RNA of Dictyostelium purpureum, 345 nucleotides long. RefSeq lists its product as uncharacterized. The record is from RefSeq and is a predicted model, not a curated record. The transcript has a single exon. Bases 1 to 345 code for a protein of 114 amino acids. Lineage: Eukaryota; Evosea; Eumycetozoa; Dictyosteliales; Dictyosteliaceae.